Molecule: messenger RNA, 2352 nt
Organism: Rhinocladiella mackenziei CBS 650.93
Lineage: Eukaryota; Fungi; Ascomycota; Eurotiomycetes; Chaetothyriales; Herpotrichiellaceae
Exons: 5
Coding region: 1-2352 (783 amino acids)
Source: RefSeq, a predicted model, not a curated record
AUGAACUUGAAGACUCUACAUGCCCUUGUCGCGACAGCGGCAUAUGCAGCUCUACCUUCCUUUUCACUCGCGCAGUCUUCCUCAAGUUGCGGACCCGCCCCUUCUGGCGAGAUCCAGCCAUCGCUUGCUUCAGGAUUUCGCAUGCAAGUUGUCGCGACAGGGCUAUCAGAGCCUCGUGGUAUACUUCUCGAUCAAGAUGGGAAUUUGUUAGUCGUAGAACAAGGACGAGGUGUCAUCUCAGCACACACACUGGACGAAAAUGAGGAUUGUGUGUCUGUGAGCACCUCCUCCGAUGUAACCACUGCCCUGAGUCUUAAUCAUGGUAUCGAAUUGUCCAGAGAUGGAAGGACUCUGUACGCAUCAUCUUCUGAGAGUGUUUACUCUUGGGAGUACGACUCCUCUGCGCGAACAGUUUCAAGUCAGGAGACUCUUGUGACCAACAUGGCGGGCUCCGAUCAUACCACCCGGACGCUAUUGCUAUCUGACAAAGUCCCCGGUAUGCUUGUGGUCACAAGGGGAAGUACUGCCAACAUCGACUUUGAGUCAGCCAGCCUAGACUCCGGUCAUUCCCAAAUCAAGGCAUUCAACUUAAACAAUCGCACGGGUGGGCCCUACGACUUUAAUACCGACGGACUGCGACUGGGGUGGGGAUUGAGAAACGACGUUGGGGUUGCAGAACAUCCAGGAAGUGGAGGUAUUUAUGCCGUCGAGAAUUCCGCUGACCAACUGACCCGGAUGGGUGUCGACGUUCACGAGGACAAUCCUGCCGAGGAGUUGAACUUCUUGGGAUACUUGGAUGGCACAGAAUAUGCUCCACAGGGCGGAAGUUUUGGCUACCCUUGGUGUUUCUCUGCAUGGAGCGUCGAUGACCUCCCCGAUAAUGGGAAUUUAUCCGUCGGCAGUCAAUAUGCAAUCGAUGCAUCUCCGGCUUCAAACAAUGAGAAUCGAACAGACGCCUAUUGCGCUGGGCAGUUACCUGCACGUCUGGUUUUCCAAGCCCACAUGGCUCCUCUGGAUAUCAAGUUCAACAACAGUGGCCAGGAAGCAUGGAUCACCUUCCACGGGAGCUGGGAUAGGACUGAUCCGGUCGGAUAUAAAUUGUCCGUGGUGGCCUUCCACGAGAACGGUGAGCCCGUGGACGAUCUUCAAAGCACCACUGCCGCCCACGAUAUCUUUGCCAAUGAGGAUACAUCGAGAUGUCCGGAUAACUGCUUCCGGCCUGUCGGUAUGGUAAUCGACUCUCACGGACGGAUAUAUGUCUCUUCGGACGCUUCUGAAUCAGCCAUUUGGAAACAAAGAUUCCUUGCAUGCUAUGAUUAUCCAAUGGUCAAAGAACAGACCGAAUAUAUCUACGCAUAUCAAGAGCGCCGCUUUGUCCUGACACAUUUCGUCGAAUUCACGGACCCGAAGGAUAAACGUCUUCCCAUUCAACUAUGUGUUCUGAGGGAUAUGGUCAUCGAAGCAUCCUGCCAGAAGAAGAACCACCUUCCUCCACCUCUGACGUCUCCAAAUCUUGCGGCAUUCGAAUCUGCUGGUGGUUCUCCAUGGAUGCGUACCUUCUUGUCAGCUGCAUUCUUCCCCAAACCUGGUGGAAGACAUGGUCAACGCCAUCCCCUUUUUGAUGCUCUCCAGGUCCCCAUCUCUCACCUUCUGUCGCCUUCUUCCCAGAUGGUCAAUGCGCUCAUUUCGUCAAGAGAGAAUUACGAUUUGACCAUCGUGUACAAUUGGAACAACGAUUUCGGCACUCUCUAUCGUCUCGUACCAGUAUCUCGAAAAGAGAAGGGAACGGGGCCUGUGCAACCAGCGUCGAAGAGGUCAGCCCGAAACCUCAGAUUGCGACAUCCCGUUACCAAGAAGUCUAAGAUCAAGUAUGAGCUGGAUCUCUAUGCCCUACUCCAUAUUCGCAACUUUUGGCAUGGGCACCUCAUUGACGACACCAGGGCGCCUGAUACUUCCGGUAAGGUCGAUUUCAUAGUGGAAAACACUUAUGCAAAGAUGGCAAGAGCCCUAAACGAAGCUGGCAUCGCGCCAAAGAAAUGGUAUAAGCCUUUGACCGACGACCCACCAGAAAUCGAUACAGAGUGGUAUGGACACUAUAGUUGCUUAUGCCCCUGGCCGAAGUCCUUGAGAGAUCUGGAGGAAGUACAGGGUCUCGCCUCGAAUUGGGAAAAAGUCGACCCGCUGAAAUUCGACUUUGCUAUCAGCAACAACAAUCUAAUGGAUGGAUACUGGCCACCGAUCUUCCAUAACAUUCCAGCCUUCACAAAGACUAUUCCUGACUUCAUGUCUGGGGCUUGUGUCUUCAUUCGAGGUCUUGCUCCCUUCGUCGAGCUUCCCGACGUCAAGCAAUAA